Molecule: messenger RNA, 1581 nt
Organism: Galeopterus variegatus (Sunda flying lemur)
Lineage: Eukaryota; Metazoa; Chordata; Mammalia; Dermoptera; Cynocephalidae
Gene: NTN1
Product: netrin 1
Exons: 7
Coding region: 1-1581 (526 amino acids)
Molecular function (GO): protein binding
Source: RefSeq, a predicted model, not a curated record
AUGUUCGCAGGCCAGGCGGCUCAGCCCGACCCCUGUUCGGACGAGAACGGCCACCCGCGCCGCUGCAUCCCGGACUUUGUCAAUGCGGCCUUCGGCAAGGACGUGCGCGUGUCCAGCACCUGCGGCCGGCCCCCGGCGCGCUACUGCGUGGUGAGCGAGCGCGGCGAGGAGCGGCUGCGCUCGUGCCACCUCUGCAACGCGUCCGACCCCAAGAAGGCGCACCCGCCCGCCUUCCUCACCGACCUCAACAACCCGCACAACCUGACGUGCUGGCAGUCCGAGAACUACCUGCAGUUCCCGCACAACGUCACGCUCACGCUGUCGCUGGGCAAGAAGUUCGAGGUGACCUACGUGAGCCUGCAGUUCUGCUCGCCGCGGCCCGAGUCCAUGGCCAUCUACAAGUCCAUGGACUACGGGCGCACGUGGGUGCCCUUCCAGUUCUACUCCACGCAGUGCCGCAAGAUGUACAACCGGCCGCACCGCGCGCCCAUCACCAAGCAGAACGAGCAGGAGGCCGUGUGCACGGAUUCGCACACCGACAUGCGCCCGCUCUCGGGCGGCCUCAUUGCCUUCAGCACGCUGGACGGGCGGCCCUCGGCGCACGACUUCGACAACUCUCCAGUGCUGCAGGACUGGGUCACGGCCACCGACAUCCGCGUAGCCUUUAGUCGUCUGCACACGUUCGGCGACGAGAACGAGGACGACUCGGAGCUGGCGCGCGAUUCGUACUUCUACGCGGUGUCCGACCUGCAGGACUCUGUCUCCAAAUACAACACAUUCCGAGCCUGUAACUGCAACCUGCAUGCCCGGCGCUGCCGCUUCAACAUGGAGCUCUACAAGCUGUCUGGGCGCAAGAGCGGGGGCGUCUGCCUCAACUGCCGCCACAACACCGCUGGCCGCCACUGCCACUAUUGCAAGGAGGGCUACUACCGCGACAUGGGCAAGCCCAUCACCCACCGGAAGGCCUGUAAAGCCUGUGAUUGCCACCCCGUGGGCGCUGCUGGCAAAACCUGCAACCAAACCACUGGCCAGUGUCCCUGCAAGGACGGUGUGACAGGCAUCACCUGCAACCGCUGCGCCAAAGGCUACCAGCAGAGCCGCUCGCCCAUUGCCCCCUGCAUCAAGAUCCCUGUAGCACCACCGACCACUGCGGCCAGCAGCGUGGAAGAGCCUGAAGACUGUGAUUCCUACUGCAAGGCCUCCAAAGGGAAGCUGAAGAUUAACAUGAAAAAGUACUGCAAGAAGGACUAUGCCGUCCAGAUCCACAUCCUGAAGGCGGACAAGGCGGGGGACUGGUGGAAGUUCACGGUGAACAUCAUCUCCGUGUACAAGCAGGGCACAAGCCGCAUCCGCCGAGGCGACCAGAGCCUGUGGAUCCGCUCGCGAGACAUCGCCUGCAAGUGUCCCAAAAUCAAGCCCCUCAAGAAGUACCUGCUGCUGGGUAACGCCGAGGACUCUCCCGACCAGAGCGGCAUCGUGGCCGACAAGAGCAGCCUGGUGAUCCAGUGGCGGGACACGUGGGCGCGGCGGCUGCGCAAGUUCCAGCAGCGCGAGAAGAAGGGCAAAUGCAAGAAGGCCUAG